AGUAGCAGGUAGCUUUUUCUUUUCUUUUUUUCAUAUUAUAUACAUAAAUGACAAUCAAAGGCCAUCUUUUUCUUUUUUAACAGUUUAUCGAUAUAGUGCAUUUCGUCGACAUCGGUAUCUGUUUAUUGUUUAGCUGAUUAUUAAGUUCAGGCUGUUGAGCCUCCUUUAAGGUUCUUUGUGGAUUUUACUUGGUAAUAUUUGAGGUUUAACUCAGAUUUUGAUGUUUCUGCGUUACAGCCACGGGCACGAUGGCUGCACCCCGCAUCGAGUCCCAAGUGGCGACCGUCAUUCUGAACACGGAACGCGAACGACGUGUUGUGGAUCGUGAAAGCACUUGCCCCAUUUUAAUUCGGACGUUCAUCCAGUCCAAUACCCAUCUCAAACCUUCCGAAAUCAAUUCUGGCAAUCUACCAAACGACGAGCGCCUGUUGUUAAUUCACACGUGGGUGGACGCCACCCUCCGCGAGUUAACCAACAUCAUCCGCGAAGUCCGUCCCGAAGCGCGUCGGCUGGGUACGCGGUUGAGCUUCCACUUGCUCACGCCGGAACAGCAACAUCCAGGGUAUCGCAGCCGCAAUAUGGGGGAGGUAUUUAUUGGCAGUAAGCCCGGGGAUGAACGGGUGGAGAAUAAGACCCUGGAGGAAUGGUACGUGCAAGCCGGGGACGUCUUGGAUGUGUGCAUUCAUUCGCACAUGUCACGCGGACCUCGCAAUGAUCGCGACAGGGACAGGGAGCGGGAAGGGAAUCGGACGGGCUAUCGCGACCGUGAGAACAGGCGGCGAUGAAGCAGAAUUACGGUUACGGUCUUGUCGUGCACCUUUGUUGAGACGUUCUUGACAGUUCUUACGAUUCCUGCAGAAUGUUAUCUGAAUUGAAUGCAAGUAUGCUUGAAUCGCUCCGCUUUUUCCACUUCAUUGUAUUGUGUAGCAUCUAUCAACUUGCGAGCACAGCUGCUGUUUUGUUGCAAUUAUUAUUGUGUUACGCGAAAUUUGCUGUUAUUGAGCAAUUCACGACUGCAGUGAAAAUCAGCAAUACGAGCAGAAGCGAUGAUGUUGUAAGGUUUUUUGGCUUGUUCCGUUUUUGUGGAACAGAGUCAGCAGACUUUACUGCUUUCUGAUUUCCGAAUCAUUAAAGGCGUGCAA
Messenger RNA from Paramacrobiotus metropolitanus, 1142 nucleotides. Its product is annotated as histone deacetylase complex subunit SAP18-like. Bases 249 to 785 code for a protein of 178 amino acids. Gene Ontology annotation, molecular function: transcription factor binding; transcription corepressor activity. Lineage: Eukaryota; Metazoa; Tardigrada; Eutardigrada; Parachela; Macrobiotidae. The record is from RefSeq and is a predicted model, not a curated record. Gene Ontology annotation, biological process: negative regulation of DNA-templated transcription. The transcript is spliced from 2 exons. Gene Ontology annotation, cellular component: nucleus.